Sabethes cyaneus is the source of this 1659-nucleotide messenger RNA. RefSeq names its product poly(A) polymerase type 3-like. Gene Ontology annotation, molecular function: RNA binding; poly(A) RNA polymerase activity. The record is from RefSeq and is a predicted model, not a curated record. NCBI's taxonomy places the organism in Eukaryota, Metazoa, Arthropoda, Insecta, Diptera, Culicidae. Gene Ontology annotation, cellular component: nucleus. The transcript has a single exon. Bases 1 to 1659 code for a protein of 552 amino acids.
AUGACUCGCUCAAACAAACGCAUUUUUCGUCGGGGCAGUAAUGAUAGUGAUACCAAUAACUGUCAAGGUAACAACAAUACGCUCGGCGUAACGGCGGCCAUCAGUUUGGCAAAACCGAAACCAGAAGACCUGCAGAAAACGAUCGAAUUGAAGAAGGUUCUCGAAUCGUACAACGUGGUUGAAGAGGAAUCGGGUCUAAAUCAUCGGAAGGAGAUACUGGACAAACUGAACGCGCUCGUCAAGCAGUGGGUUCGAGAUGUGUCGAUAGCACAGAAUAUACCGAAGACAGUGGCGAAGAAAUUGGGCGGAAAGAUCUACCCGUUCGGUUCGUAUCGUUUGGGGGUUCACGACAAGAAAGCAGACAUUGACGCACUGUGCGUUGCUCCCCGUAACGUCGAGCGAGCCGACUUUUUCGGAUCGUUCUUCGAAUUACUCAAGAAGCAACCGGAAGUAACCGAGUGCCGGGCCGUAGAAGAGGCUUUCGUACCUGUAAUGAAAAUGAACUUCGAAGGAAUUGAGAUCGAUCUACUGUUCGCCGGACUGGCACUGAAAAGAAUUCCAGACAAUUUUGAUCUACGCGACGAUAUGCUGUUGAAAGAUUUGGACCCCAAAUCGGCGCGGAGCUUAAACGGGGUCCGAGUGACGGACGAGAUUAUGCGCCUAGUUCCCAAUAUAGACAAUUUCCGUUUGGUGCUGCGUGCCAUCAAGCUGUGGGCAAAAAGUCGUGGAAUCUAUUCCAAUUCACUGGGCUAUUUCGGUGGUGUAUCGUGGGCUAUACUGGUGGCCAAAACUUGUCAACUGUAUCCUCAUGCGACCGCCGCCACUCUGGUACAUAAAUUUUUCUUUGUGUUCUCUCAAUGGAAGUGGCCCAUUCCUGUGCUGUUGAAACGUCCGGAUAGAGUCAACCUCGGCUUUCCGGUGUGGGGGAGCAACUAUCGCGAUCAGUUUCAUUUGAUGCCAAUCAUUACGCCAGCUUAUCCGGAGCAAAAUUCCACAUUCAACGUCAACAGUUCGACGCAAAAGGUGAUGAUCAACGAGUUCCGACGGGGUAAGCAGAUAACAGACGAAAUCAUGCUCAGUAAGCAAGCUGACUGGGACAAACUGUUCGCAGCGCCAACUUUCUUCUUCAAAUAUCGCCACUUCCUUGUGCUCUCGGCAUCAUCCAACAACGCAGCUGAUCAGCUGGAAUGGUGCGGCCUGGUCGAGUCCAAGAUUCGCCUGCUGAUUCAGAACCUGGAGCGCAAUCUACCCAUUGAUUUGGCCCACGUAAAUCCCAAGUGUUUCCAGCUAGCGCCGAAAGGCACCAACAAAUCUUUAUGGUUUAUCGGAUUGGAAUUCAAAAAAUUGGAUGUCGACUUGAGCGAGAGCACUCGAGGGUUCACCGACGUGGUACACAAACGUGCCGAGGAAAUUAAGCUUCUUAAGGAUGGUAUGAACAUCGAAACUCACCACAUUCGACGGGAGCAAUUGAGUAAAUAUUUGGACCCGAACCUGCUAAUGCGAGAAAUUUCGGGCUCCAAGACGGGAUCAUCGACACAGAAUAGUGGAACUUCGGGACCGACUAGGAAGCGCCCCCUGGAAGAUCAUUGGAAAACGGCCAUCGCAGCGAUUAUGAACAAGAAAGUAAAAUUUCCAGUAGCAGCAGCAGAGGCACUCUGA